Molecule: messenger RNA, 4527 nt
Organism: Sardina pilchardus (European sardine)
Lineage: Eukaryota; Metazoa; Chordata; Actinopteri; Clupeiformes; Clupeidae
Product: centrosome and spindle pole-associated protein 1
Exons: 30
Coding region: 224-3889 (1221 amino acids)
Biological process (GO): positive regulation of cytokinesis
Cellular component (GO): microtubule; centrosome; spindle pole
Source: RefSeq, a predicted model, not a curated record
UUUGGCUAAUACGCUCAUUUGUUAAGACAACGUGAACGUAAACGUAUGUAACAUUAUUCUGUAAAUGACCACCUUUAUAGGCCUGAUAUGUCCUCAGGAUUGCAUAUUUGCGUCAUUUUAAAAAGCUUUCCGUUAACAAGUUAUCGCUCGGACUUCGACGUCUCGAAUUUACUUGACAAGCCGUGGCUGAGAAGGAACAUAUGGCGAUGUAACGUUGACGUUCAUGUUACUAGAAGAGGCUAGAAAGCAUCCGUCUUCUGACAAAAUGACUUUGGACCAUGGUGUGCCUUAUAUGGAAAUGAAGAGUAGACCUGAUGACUCUUCGAAGGAAAACGUACCCGUGGAGACACCAUCGCAAUCAAUGCAGCGAAAAGACGACAGCGGUGGCCUUAGUUUGCCUUUAGGCGAAGAGUAUGAGAGGAAGAAACAGAGGCUUAAACAAGAGCUUCGUAUGGACUACAGACGAUAUGUGUCACAGAAAAACGACUUGAACUCCGAAGAGGCAUGUGCUCAACCUCAGGAACUUUCUCUCCCUAUCAGAGAGAGGAGAUCUGCCAAGGCACGGCUAAGAGAUGAACGGAACAAAGAGUACAAUGCCUUUCUUAAAGAAAAAGGAACGCAGGCGGCUGUAACCAGAACAUUGCCAGAUUCCUGGAAGGUACAAUUUCAAGAAGGCCUUUCACCUACCUUAUCAAAACCUACACAGGACUCCCCACCCCCUGGCCCGAGGGGUCAUCUGGACGAGAGGCAGUCGUCCAGAAGAGACGCCGCUACACUAACAGACUCUCGAGUCCAACAGGCCGGCACACCCCGCAGGCGGUGGGGGGGCACCUCUGUGCGUCUUGAAAGGAAGCCUCGGAGGCUCCAAGGCCAUUACUACAACUCUGAGGAAGACCUGAGCUAUGGGGAGGAGGAUGAGGAGGAUGAGGAGGAGUACGAGGAGGAAGAACUAGAGUACGUGUCCAGGAGGAAGCCCAGGCAUAGAGAGCCAAUUGGAUACUUGGGGAAGAGGGAGAGGAGAGUCCAUCGUCACAGACCCGACAGAAUUGUCCAGGAGAGGCGAGAGCCUCAAGCCCCCAUCCUCCAGGCAGAGGAAUACAUCGAGGAGAACCGGCGGACGCUGUCAGCCAUCCUCAACCCUAAUCUGCAGGCAGAACCAGUGCCAGUGAAGACCAGCGAGCGGUCCAGAUCGGUGGCCAACAAGAACAUGGCCGACUUCUCCACGGGGCUCAUCAUAGGGGUAGCGGAAGGUGACGUGGCCCAGCAGAGGAGGAAGGAGCGCUACAGGCAGGAGCUGCUGGAGCAGAUGGCCGAACAGCAGAAGAACAAGAAGAAGGAGAAGGAACUUGAACUCAGAGUUGCUGCAUCUGGAGCUGUAGAUCCAGAAAAACAGCCUGACCGGAUCAAGCAGUUCGGGGCCGUGAACCGGGACUACGAGGGGAGGCGGCGGAGGGACGUACCCUAUCGCCCGGGGCCCUCGCUGGACUCCUUUGGGGGCAACUCAGCCAGGAAGCCCCCCGAGGAGAGAGCUGGUGGUGCGGAGGAGAGGACCCCUCCAGAGAGGCCCCACGUGGCCUUUCAGUCGCCCCCACUCGUGGACUACAGCGCCAGCCUGGCCCAACUGGCCGCAGCCGGUGGUGGGGGCAGGGUGGAGGCCGGUGGGGCACCCAUCAACGAGGACUUCCACAGGAACCUAUCAGGCACGCUUGGAGAGAUGAUUGCGCCAAGGAUCACAGGUAUGCCUCCACCUGUUCCGCCCACGCUGCCAGAUGCUUACCGCACUCCCUACGACGACGCCUACUAUUACUACGGAGCCAGGAACCCGCUAGACCCCAACCUGGCUUACUACGGCCCUGGAGCUGUUGGGGUGGCCUCUUACCCCCAUCUGCCCCUGGGGGUCCCCCAAACUCUGAGGCCCGGCCAGUCUACUUCUCUCAUACAAGUGCCUAGUCAGCUUGGCAUGGCCCCCUCUGGAAUGGGAGUCUUUGCUGUUGACAGAUCCAAACAGUCCAAGGAGAAUGCAAUGAGCUACCAGGAGGCUCUUAAACAGCAGAUCCGGGAGCGGCAGGAGCGCAAGAUGCGCGAGCUGGAGGAGCGGGAACGCUGCGACGCCAAACUGGAGGCGGAGAUGAAGAACUACGAGCCCUGGGGGCGGGGAGGAGCAGGAGCCCCCAUCAAGGACGACCACGGCAACCUCAUCAGUGACCUGAAACGAAUGCACCAGUGCAACGAGGAGGCCUAUUUGAACCCAGAAUCCCGCCGGGGGACGGGCAACACAGGCAGGAAUGCUCCGACGCCACCGGAGGACAGGCCCCCUUCUGUCCACUUGAUAGCAGGCUAUCCUCAGGGUCAGGCCGGAGCGCACGCCCGGGGCAACGUGUUCAGGGACGUGCCCACGCCACAGCAGCUCCACGAGCAGGACCGCUACAAGGAGUACCUGAAGCAGCAGAUUGCGGAGAAGCGGCGCAAGGAGGCGGAGGAGCGGGAGCGGCAGCGCGCGGAGGACGAGCGGGAGGAGAAGAAGCUGGCGGAGCAGCGGGCGCGCAUCCAGCAGGAGUACGAGGAGGAGCUGGAGAAGAGGAAGCGCAAGGAGAUGGAGCAAUUGGCCAAGAACGAGGAGCUGGUGCGGCAGGCGGAGGAGAGGAGGAAGGAGACGGAGAGGAGGAAGGAGGAGGAGGAGCGAGCCAACGAGGCCCUGAGGCAACAGGUUGAGCAACAGAGACAGGCCCGACUGGAGGAGGUGAACAGAGCGCCGUCUCCUCCCAUCCCAACCCUGCAGAAGAAGUUGGGGCGUCAGCGCGCCCCCAGACCCCCCUCCGCAGAGAGCCGCCAGUCAGCGGGAGCCUCCACUGUUCGUUCCAUCUCUGCCCCUCACUCUCCACCUGUGCCCGCACGCCGGAAUCAGCUCAGAGCCAAAGAGGAGAAGCAAUCUGUGAUCAGUGAGCUGUCUGCACUGAGCAAACAGCUGCGGAAUGAGCAGAGGAGGCUGGAGAGACAGAGACUGCAGACCGACAGAGAGGACAUGGACACCCCACUCAGAGAGAGGCGUAGAGAGCACCCCCCGGUGGACGUGUUUGAUAUGGCACGGCUUCGCAUGCAGGUGUCGGCCAAGAAGCCAUCCUCCAGGACCCAGGGGCCAGUCAACGUCCAGAACAUCCACGACUUUAACCAGCUCAAGUACAGAGACAGCGCGUCCCGUGAGGAGGUGCGUCAGGCGUACCCAGACCCCCCGUGUGACGAUUACAGUUUGGAGCUCCAGCAGCAGGCCCUGCUACGCCACCAGCAACGCAAGAUCAGCAACAUGAGGAAAGACAGAACGGAUUACUUCGAUCUCUCAUCUCCGUCCAGGCGGCUCCAUGGUCAGACGACGGAGUCUACUGAAGACGGGCCGAGACCAACACUGCUGCAAUCCGAAAGUGCCUUCAUUGAUUCCCAUGCGGGUGCGUUCCCCGAGCCCCGUGAGGAGCGGCGAGAGAGGCAGAGCUCAGCGCGGGAGAGGAGGCGGCUGCAGCGGAGGAUAGAGUUUGAUGAGGAUCUGGAUGCUCUGUCCGGGCAGCGCGAGGCAGACGGGCCGCCAGACGCUCAGUCUCUCCGCAGUCUGAACGUGGAGAGCGUGAGGGAGCGCAACCACCAGAGGAUGAGACGCCUGGAGGACAUGAGCAAGCAGAGCAAUAGAUCAGGUGAGCUGUUCCCUGACGAGGAUGACGAGUUCUGGCAGACGACCUCCCCUCCCCUGGAUCGACGCGUCUCUGUGGAUACAGUUGCCACGGAGCCCUGGCUGAGGCCCGGCACCACGGAAACCCUGAAGAAUUUCCUGGCAGGGCGACGACCACUCAGCAAGGAAACUGUGACCGAGGACUGGGAGGGUCCUUCCACGUACCAUGGAUGACCACAGAACAGCCACCCUAACCAACCGCUAACCCAGGUGCCUGAGACUGGCCUCUUCCAAGGCUGAUCUCAGAACAGAUACACAGGUGCCUGAGGCCUCGGUAGGCCAGUAGAGUUUGCACUGCAUUCAUGAGCCAUUGACCCUGUAGAGCAUAACUUAAGCGCCAAAGAACACUGUUGUUAUUUAAGGUCUUAGAAACCCAGUCUUUUAAUAUCAAUGUUUUAUAAUGUCUUAACCUUCUCUUUUAUAUGUGCCUGCUGCUGGUAAUUUAAUUUAUUGAUUAUUUUUUCUCAUGUGUGCCUAAAAACAGAAUAAUUUUGCCUUAAGAGUAGCUUAUGAAUGUUGGUAAGGGACUGGACUAAGAAUUGUAGUGUAAAGAGUUUGAUGCCUCUGAUUCAAUGGAGACAGAAAUGGCUUGUGUGUGCUCCUUUCUGUACAGAUCAUACACUUCAACCUGUUGUGCUUUUUUCUGUGUGCAUGUCUCUCCGCAUUGUUGGUGCCUCUUCCACUGCGCAACUGUAACCAGGAAUAUGUUAGACUGAUCUUCAGUUAAUUUACCAGUUUGUGCUUUUCAUGUUUUUAGAACAGAAUCUGCAUUAUUCAGAUAUUAUUAAGAUGUUUUAAAUGAAAUAAAUACC